Messenger RNA from Amoebophrya sp. A120, 14967 nucleotides. The record is from the annotation of a GenBank genome assembly. Lineage: Eukaryota; Dinophyceae; Syndiniales; Amoebophryaceae.
GGUUGUGUGAUAUUUUUAUUCCCCUUGGCCCAAUCGCGUCGAUCGCGUUUUCGAUUUCGAUUUAACUUGAAAUUGUGUUGUCCGAUCGACAUUUGUAUAUUUUUAUUUCCAAUUUUCCCCGAGCUCGAAUAUCUGAUUUUCUGAAGAAGAAGCAGCAUGCGCCGGGCCAUAUCUCAUUUGUGGUGGACAUCUGCGACUUGGGACACAAGUUACUCGUCGAUCGCACCGCAGCCUCUUUCUUCAAUGGGCAUCUCAAGAAGUACCAGUUCGCAGGAAACCGACGUCACCGAAAAACCGGCGCAACCCCCUCCAGACACUGACUAGAUUCUGAGUGAACUAACGAAGGACAGCACGUGGUGGAGCUGUUGGGAAUUAUAGAUCCGGACGCGGAAUUUCGAAGAUUCAUCUCUUCCGAGGAGCUCUUGUACUAUGAGCGCCGGUUGUUGCACCACCAGUAAAAACUCGAUGCUGCCCUUUCGUGGGAUCCUGCUGCUGCUUCUCUUUUGUAUCACCAGUACCAGCUACGUGGAGCACACGCUCGCAAGUCAUGGAGCAACAGUACCGGCGCCGGCGACCCCGCCGCCGAGCACAGGAGCUUCGCCUGCAGCACCCGCUGGAGGUGGAGGCGUUGGUGGAGCUUCUAUGGGUGGAUCAUCGUCCCCGACGACGUCAAAUGCGCAGCCACCUCAACAACCCGGAGAUGCAACAGCAACGGGUCCACAGCAGCAGUCCCCAGGAGGAGCAACCACUGCGCAGGGAGCAGUUGGUUCAAAUGGCCCCACCCCAACUCCUGCUCGAUCAUGGACCUCUUUGUUCGGCUUCUUGCGACGAGUUGGACUCCCGCGGCUGCGCGCGGGCGCCAUGGGAGCGGCAACGGGGCAAGCGGGCCGAGGGGUUGCCCAGGCAGCGCGCAACGUGGCAGGGUCGACUUCCGGCGUGUGGCAGUCCACUUUCGCACGGUGCAUGCGACGGGAUAGCGGCAACGCGAUGCGGGAACUGCUGCAGGGCUUUGCACGUGUGUUCGGCGGGAAUCAUAGAGACGGCGGGAGCAAUGGAAGUGGGGAAAACCCUCCUGCAGCCAGUACGCCUGGCGCGACAUCAACAAGCACAAGCGGAACUAGUAGAGCCGGCUUUUCCCUCCCUGACCGGAUGGGCUUCGGGAGUUUGUGGCUGCUGUCGCGCAUGGUUCUAAAAGUCGCUAAGUGUGUGAUGGAAGCCAUUCCGCCGUUGCUUCCCUUGUGCUACUGGGGAAGUCGGAAGGCGCUCGCGGCGAACGACAAUGUGUGGGUGCGGGAUCCGCUGGCGCACGAUAACUGGGUGACUGGGUUUACGGUCGAGAACGUGUUUCGUGAUCCCGUCACGAACGAACGAAAGGUCAAAUUGAAGGUAAGUCGUGAGUGGGUAGUUUGAAGAAGGAUUGUCUUUGUUUUGCCUGAAUGCUCAUGCUCUUUGAUCUUUUGUGGUUGUGCACUUCUGCUUCACAAUCACAUUCAUGUUAAGGUUGGGAGUCAGUACAGCUGCACGUGCCUGUGAGUGUGACAGUCAGACAACUCGCCUCUGGCAGAGGAGAUUGGUUUGAUUUUCCGAAGGCUGUCGGGGAAUAAGCGCGACAUCAAUUUCUACCACCUCUUCAGCAUUUUCAUCAUCUUCUGCCAAAAGUAUACUUUUUUGCAAAACAACUUUAUGCACUCUCAUAAAAAACAGAACCGCCCCGUCCCGGUUGAGUAUUCCCGCGUGUUGCAGGGGUACGAGGAGCCCAAAGUGAUUUGCGACGAAACCCUACAGGCGGACUCCCCCAUGCUCGCCCCCCACGACUCCGACUCGCUGCGCGAGCUGCGCCGGCGCGCGACCGGCGAAGCGCGGCAAGACCCGCAGUUCGGCCUCUUGUCGCAGGUGCUGCUCGCCGGGGGCCACUUCCUGUCCAGCUACCGGGACCCGGUUAACAGCAUCGUCACGCAGCUGCUCCGGGGCCAGAACCCGUGGGCGAACGGCAACGACCCGUUCCAACAGCAGCAACAGGGAGGUACUAGUGCAACAUCGGCGACAGGAGCACGGUCGUCUAUUAGUAGUACUUCUUCCUCCACAAGAACGACAACACCUACACCUGCCGGCGGGGGAGCUCCUUCUACGUCAUCUGCCUCUCCCGCCCAAACUCCGCAAAACACGGACCCCGCUUUCCUCCGCGGGGACCGGGAUUUUUGCGUGACCGUGUUCGGCGACCAGAGCAUUUGCGGGCGGCGCAACCGGUUCAUCGAAUUUGCCCGCACCGACGAGGAAGGCUUCGACUCGGAGGGCGCGAUGAAGCUGUUGGGCGUCAACUACGACUUGUCCUACGAGCACUACCUGUGGCAGAGCGAGCAGCAAACCUGCGACAAGGCGCGCACUGCGGACCGAGUGUUCCCGAUCGUCGGGGAGCACCGGGGAAAGCGCCCCGGCCUGUUCGGAAAUUUCGACCACGCCUCGCAGCAAGUGACCGUGCAGAACGCCCCGGGUUGGAUCAUCUCCGAACUGAGCACGCUGCUCGCGGGGACCGCGAACGCCGCGGGCAACAGCAUGCUGCAGCGGAUCCGACCCUUUCUGGAAGCGGUCCGGACGGCAGCGCAGUGGCUGCAGACGCGGGUGUUGAACAGGUCAUCGUCCAAUGGAGGAGGUGCGGCUUCUGGUGGCGCGGCGGGGAGUGUAGCAGGUGUAGCAGCUCCUGCUGGUGCUAGUAGUGCGGGCACAGGACGAACAACUCCAGCAUCCUCGGCGGCAGAGGGCACGACAGGUGCCGCAGCCGGAGCAAGUGGCGGAGCGAACGCAGCAGGGUCAGGGACCAAUUCUGCAGCAACCUCCGGAGCACCGCCAGCGCAGUCCGCGCAGCCAGGUAGCUCAGUCCCACCCAGUAUAGCCCCAACCAAUACACCUCUUGCAACGUCAACUACACAUCAGCAACCACAGCCGCAGGCGCCGUCUUCUCAACCACCUCCUGCAGAGGGAGGGACAUCAACAUCAAGUCAACUACAGCCCGCGACGCCCCCUUCGCAAUCCCCAGCGCCCGCCAGCGACCCUCCCGAAGACGAUUUCAGCGACUAUGACUUGGUUUUGGACGUUGUCGCGCUCCAAAGGCUGUAUUUGACAAAGGGGAAAUUUGAGUUCGGCCUAUCCCAGACGGAUUUGGGCGACCUGGUCGUCGAGGGAGACUUGAAGGAGGCUGGGGUCGGGAUCAAAAACCUCGUUCUGUCCGAUGUCUGGACCAAGGUCCCCGGCUUCCUGUGCGUCCGGUCGGGGCUGGUGGAGAAAAUCCAGCUCCCGCACUUUCACUUCGCGCUGGGCUUUCGCGCCAGCCGGACGCUGGUGGAGGAAGAGUUCCACCGGAAGUUGGUGGCCAAGAGGCUCAUGUCGUCGACAACCCGGACCAGCGGGAACAGGAAUAGUGCGUUUGGAGGAGAGCAGAGUAGUGCAACUCCUACUACGAGGACCCCGACCACCCGCCCGCUGCGCGACCGACACUUGGUCUUCCCGUCGCGACACCCAAAGGCGGGAUCCAACGCCGUGGCGCACCGGUUUUUGUACAAGUUGCAGGGAAACUCUAGUGGCUCAGCGACACAGAUGAACAUCAGCGGUAUUAAUGCGAACAACAAUUUGAACCAGCAAAACCCAUUCCUCUCGGCCGAGGACCGGCCGCCGUACAAAUUCAACCCCAACGUGCUGAUUGAGCCGAACUGGCAGUGGACGAUGAUUGGGAAGCCGUUGUUUACCAAAUCCACCACCGCGUCCGCGGAGAUUGCGCAGGGUGGCCAGGCUGUGGACAUCCAGAAUAUCCGCUGCGAGCACCUGAAAAUCAACCCCUCACACACCAUGAUCGGGGGCUUGACCCGGUUGGCGCAGACCCUCUCCGGGACGUCCUCCCCGGAAAUGGAGCAGCUCGUGAAGCCGCACGUGGCGCUUUUCGUGCGCGAAAUGUUGUUGGACGGGAACGCGGCCUCGUCGAUCAUCCCGACGUUGGAUCUGCUGCUCCAGCCCUUGAUGGUCCGGUUUGGAACCAUCCUCGCCUACACCCUCUCCGAAAGAUUCAAGAUCAGUCCGGGUUUCAAGCAGGUGCGGGCCAUCGCGAACCUGAAGCAGUGCGAGAGCGUGGAUCCUGUGACGGGCGCAGUGGUUCUGCUGGAACGCGACGCGUGCGGGACGGUGGAAGUGAAACAGCCCUACUACGCACUGCUGAACAUCCCCCGGCCGACUGCGAUGCUCGCGGGAUCGCUGGACAUGGCACUACUGGACCACGAGCAGGCGACUGUAGUGCCGGCAGUAGAUGAUGGGCGGGGCAAUCAACAAGGAGGUACUUCUCCUCCACCUUCGGGGUCUUUAUCUUCAUCCCCUGCUCGUACCGGCAAAGUCCUUCGCGUGUGGCACGCGAACAAGAGACAGCGGCACAAUGUGCUGAAUAAUUCCCAUCAGCAGAAUUUUAACGACUUCAACACUUUUGACGGCGUAGGCAGUUUUCAGCAGCACCACCAGCAGAUUCAUAACGCUAACCGUGCAGCCGGCGGAGGUCAAGGACAUCAUCACCAAAACGCGAAUGCCAAUCUGAACAAUCAGUUCGUGGUCGAGCCCUUCCGACUGCUCACGGGGUUAUUGAAACCGCUCACCGACCGCGUCAGGCUGACGAAGAGCUCGUUUGGAGCAGGAAACAGCGAUUUUUCGAACAGCUCCAUGAACAACUCGGAGGACGACGAUUCGGAUAACGAGCAAUUUCUCUCGGCGGAGGAUCAGGAAGUGGAGGUGUUGCGGGUGAAGGAUGUGCAGUUGACGCCCAGUUUCGGCUACGUGGAGCUGGAAACCAAAUUGCAGGACGCGGCUCUCGAGUUUGUAGAGGAUGGGAAUAGUGCGCAGAUGUUGAACGGCAAUGGAGUUGUGGGGGGAGCAGGUGCAGCUGGUAAUCCAGGUGGACAACAACAGACCCUCAACCCUGGAGCUGCAGGAGGUGGCCCGGGCCACCAGCACGCAGCCGGCAACUACCCGAACAGCGGCGGCGGCUACGUCGCUCCUGCCACCAACUCCGUCUUCCCGUGGCUGAAGCGGGUGUCCGGGAUUUUUGUGCAUUUGAAGUCGAAGGUGAAAGUGCGGCAUCUGACCGACCGAUACUACCCCUUCGACGUGUCGCAGAACGCCAGACUGCGGCAGGAUUUGGAGCAAAACGAGUUUCGCGGCGGGGUGGAGGAAGAGGUGGUGGACAGUGCAGACCAGCACCACUUCGGUAGCGGAUUUGAUGGCGUGGCGGUCAACAGGAGAAAUAAUGGACAACAGGAGCAAGAUAAUUUCCGUCUGUUAGCCUCCGAUAGUGAGGUUGAAAACGACGAGACUGAUAUGAACGUCAACUCCGAUCAUGAGGAUGAAAAUGAGGACUCAGCACCAGGAGAUGAAUCCGACAUGGAAUCUGCACGAAGCCGGGCCGAAAAUGAUGAUUCGAAUCUUCGCAACAGCAUGUUCUUUUCUGAUGCCAGCGAAGUGGAGGAGGACCAAGAGGAGGCGGAAUUCGCCGCUUUGCAGCAAAGCGAUGGCGUGCUGCCCAGGAACCACCCACCGCACAGACGCGCAGGAGGGGGUGGAGAUGGAAAUUUGAACCAAAACAGGCACCAGCACAGACGGAGGGGUGGAAAUAAUGCUCGUAAUCGAGGAAGCAAUCGCAAUCCGAACAGACAAAGCUAUCCAGCUACUGAGAAGUUCGUGGAUUUCGAGCAAAAGCUGGAAGAGGCCGAGGCGGUGCUGGAGGUGAGUGAAAACGCCUGGAAUAUUGAGAACAUCUUUGUGCGCCUCGCUGGCGAUCGCGAGGACCACUUGAGAUCCACAGUGGCACCGGCAAGCAAUGACGGCAAUGCGGCGGUGCAGCGAAACCAGCAGAGUCAAAACCGAAAUACCCAAAACCAGAAGAGGUCCGUCAGUUCCACUGUUUUCCAGUUCGAGAAGCGCACGGGGUAUUACGAGGGGUGGAACUUCGCACAACUUUCUUCCUUCGAAUUCAUCGCGUUUCUCUACCUGCACGUGAUGCUCUUCUCGUUUGUCUUUUACCUCUUGUUCAAGGUGAUCGGGGAGCAUUGCAAUCGAACCGGAUUAACCUGCCGGGCGCGUUUGAGAAGGACCUGUUGUGGCAGGAGCAGACGCGACGGGAGAUUGGUUUGCGCUAAAUACUUUCUUCCGGCCUGCUGCGUCGAAAAGUUCUGCCCCCGGACGCGAAGCGGCAGGUUGAGGUCCAAAAGCUCGGCCAGGCGAGGCUCCAAGAGCGGGGGACGAGGUUUGAAGUUGAGAACGAGAAGUCGGUCGAAUUAUGGAAAUAGCUACGGCAAAAGAGGUGGCCAUAGCUCUUCUUGUUCCUCUUCGCGCAACAGAAUGAUGAAUGAUCGCAUGAGAAAAAAUAACGAAACCAUUGUGCCGCGGCUGUCACGGAUUUCCUGGUCGUCUUUGAUGUCUCGGUCCAGCAACACGCCUGAGAGCGGUGACGCGCACUGCAGACAAGGUCCUCCGCGUCAACGCAGAAGUAGAAGUCGACAUCCCUUCCACCAGCAGUCGUUCGAAGCAGAACAAGAGUUGUUCACGACCUCGACGAGUUUCUACGACGAGUCGUCGAUUCUCACUUCCUGCUCUUCUGACGACGACUGGUCCGACGAGUACAGCGAUGUCGCAACCGACGACGAAGAAGUUGCCAGCAGCGACCACGACGAGUAUGUUCUUGUGUCAGAAGAAGAUGUUGAAACUACGCCAGACCAUGUUGAUGCGCGACGAGGACUCGGAGGUCGCAGUGGCGGCGGCCGCCUUCUUGCAGCGAAUGUCCGCCGCCGGAGGUGCGCGACGCGAAGACACUCGUGGUCGAUUUCUGGGAGCAAGAAGCAGAAGGCGUCGCCGCAGGCUUUUCCGCACCACGGCAGUAGGGGCGGCGGGCUCGAAGACUGUUCUCCCGAUGAUCCACACCGCCGCGCAGAAAAUGACGCAGCUAGGAAUCUUCAGCAGGCGGAGCACGUCCAAAAAUCUGCAGGAAUUAUGUCGCCAGCAGUCGAAGAUGUCGGCGCAACCGCAACUGGAUCCACUGCUAGUGCUAGUGUCUUGACCAACCGCCACAGUCGCCAGCUGCAUCCGGACAACGUCAACACGGUAUUGUCAUCUUCGAGAAAGGCAUCUCCUGAAGUGACUGCAGACGCGAUGAGGCAGAGUUUCCACAAGCGCCGCUCUCAUUCCGACAGUAGCGUCUGGGCUCCUGGCGCGGGUUCGAACCCUGGCAAUCCGCACGAAACGCAUCCACCCCACACGAGUAGUCGUCGCCGUCGCGUCUCGGAGACGAGCCUAGCGAAGGAACGGCAGAUCCAGAAGGAAAUCAAGAGGCAACGGAGAUAUACGCAGUUCCGCAAACUGACUUGGUUUUUCCUCUUCCCCGUAUUCCUCUCGACCCUGCCGCUGUUUCUGCUGUCCAGAAAGAUGAACCAGCCCUAUCUGAUGCGCACGGUCACGAGGCAGGUCGGGAGCAGCGGUAGUAGCAACCAGCAGGAGCAGGACCCGGAUGACAAAAAUCUGGCGCACGAAUGCGACAACUUUCUCCGGCGGGUGAAAAAGACCGUGUCUUUACGAUACGCACCCAACGGCUCCAAGCAGCUGUCGCAACUCACCCCGGAGGAUUUAUUUCCGGACAACGAGAAGGAACGGGAAUUGUUCCACUACUGUCUGUCGUCUCGCGUGACGCUGACGAAGCUCUCGGUGAACGUGAACGGGCUGCGAAUCCCGAUGGACGGGUUCCACUGGGUGUUCGCGAGUCUGAUGCCGACCUACGUGUGGAUGGAAGGACAGAUAUCGCUGCUCAUCAUCGAGUACGCGGCUUUUGAGGAAGUGAUCGAGAGCAGCGACGGAGAUCAUCAUGCGGGUGCCGACUACAACACCGACUCAGAAGAUGUCGACUCUGAUGAAAACGAAGACGGGACUGGAAGUGGUGGGUCCUCUGGCUAUAAUCUGGCUCAGAACCGUCGAAACCACGGCAAUGGGCAGGUUGACGAACGCGACGUGGAUGCGGACUUUUUCACUUUGUCUUCAGACGUACUGAACAACGCGGAUUUGAUGGAUGAGGAAGACAACUUCGCAGAAUCGAACGCGGAAAACGACAGGCAAGACCGGAUUUUGGACACUUUGAUCCCGCCCCACGCGAGCAGAAGUUUUCAGGCGGCGCAGCAGCAACAGAGGAGCAAUUCUCCUGGGGCCCCGAAUAUGGCCGGAAGCUCGCUGGCCUCCGGAUCCUCACCCGGCGGCACUAACAGCGCGGGGGCGACAGCAGGCGGAAACACUUCUGGGACCACUGCAGCUGAUCAACAGAGCAAUCCCGCCGCCUCCACCCGUCGCCCCAAACAGAUGGGUCGCAAACCGCGACGGCUUCUCUCCGUGCUGCUCUGUUCCGGCGGGGGCUCGCUGUACGCCAAGAUCUUCGGCAGCUUGUGGCCGUCGCACGCGUGCAACUACCCGAAUGCGAACGACGGCCCGGGCUUCGGGAUGGGCGGAAAUUUGUUCGUGCGGUUCAUGUCCUCCGUUCUGAUCGCCACGGACGGAAUCAACGCCAUCAUCAAUCGCAGCAUCUCCUACUCGCAGCAGCGCUUCAUCCGCGAGUGGCUGUCGAAAAUCCGGAUUCUGUACAGCAGGAAAAGGAAGGCGACCGUGGUGUCCAUGCGGAUGGACGUCCGGGUGCACGACCGGCCGAAUCCAAACGAGGUAGAGGAGGAGCUCGCGAACAACCGGCUCAGCGCGAGCAGCUCCGGCGAUUGUGAAGAAAUCGCCGCACAGGGAGCCGUCGGGCUGGCGCAAGAAGGAGCAGAUGCUGGGGGUCAGCACCAGCAUCAAAACGUCAAUCACACAAACAGGGGCCGCACCGGAGCAGAUGCGGGCGCGCUGGCGACUCGGAAAUUCAAAAAUAGGCCCUAUUGCCGCUUUCGGCAAAAGUUGCUGCAGAAGAUGAGAAGGGACCAGUCAGCGAACCCCUUGAAUAAUCGGCGGAGGAGAAGAAAUCCAAACUUUCACUAUCGCGGCCACAACUUCCGAAACGAACAGCAGCAGCAGCAACAGAGCGCCGCUUAUGAGGAGAAGCCGAAGCGGGACAUUGAGGUUCACAUCGGUUUUCCAAAUGUCGCGGACCACGGACACCACAACGACCGUUCGGCGCCGAAUAGAAGAAGUGAUCCCGCUCGUCCUUCCGGCCAAUCAGCUACCGCAGGUCGUGCUGCUGCAAACGAAGACGAUGCACAGUCCGAAGAUUCUGCGAAUAACAACACCCCAGGAGACCAUCCGCAGUACCCGAUAGAUCUCGUUGGAAGCAUCAACCGGUAUAUGGAGCGCGCCAUUGUGAAAAUGGGGUACAUUCCGUAUUUCAUCAACUUCUACUAUUCUAACUUCUGCCAAAUGCGGGUGCUGGACUACUACGGAGCUUCGGAAAGAAGUAGAACUGGGGACGAUCAUCAUCAACACCCGCAGAGCAACACAAUCUACCCGCUGCGCAAGGUUCUCGGGCAGCAAAACCAAAAUGGUCAAGAACAGCAGCAAAACAACGAGAUCCGCGUCCACAUGGCGCAAGAUUUUACCUCGGUCGGCGUCACCUGGGACGAUUAUCUCGAAGUGCCGAUCAACUUUCCAAAUUUUUUCAAUCCCACGAUGACUCCCAGCUGCUCCAUCGAAGACGACCAAAAUAGCAUGAACUUUGGCUGGAGCGACGUGGAAGACGAGGGGUUGAACUACAGAGGGACUGGUGAUGGAGACACUUCAUCCGCAACACCGGCGGGAAAUAACGCAAAUGGACGGAAUCACCAACCGCCGCAGCCGGCCGCUUCGCCUUCGACAGAGAAUGGUGCCCAGGGCGCCGCCGGGGGAGCACAGCAACAGGGUGGUGCUGAUUCUGCUGCAGCACCAAACGGUGCCGGUGGGGCGACAGCUCCUCCCCCUGCUUCGCCAAACAAUCCAGCCCAGCAGCCGACAUCAGCCACACCCGCAGAAGGGGAAGCUGCAAACUUGUCCAGGACUCAAGUCGCGUCCCAGAUGCACCAAGACAGCCAAAGCCAGUUGUUUUGGAACCAGCGGCUGCGGACCCCAGAAACAGAUAUUCUGUUUUCCAAGCAGGAGAAUCCGCAUUCCAGGUUUUACAAGCGCAUUCCCGAGUUCUACGGCGUCCGGUUGAAUUUUUUGGAGAAGUUGCAGCUGAACCAAUCCGUACGAGUGAACUUCGAUGUGCUGCCACCUCCGGUGCUGGUAAGUCAGAAUAACAUGAAUCAACAAGGAUCAGCAGCAGCUUUCGCGAGCCCGAGCGUCAACCCCGGCCCCGCUGUGCCGCUCAACGCAAAGUUUACCUCGGUCAGGCGCCCGAGGAAUUUCUAUGACUACGAUAUCUGGCGUGCGCAGAUCAGCACCUUCUACUAUCCGGGGUUCAGAACCAGCCGCAUGACCAGCUUCGACGGGGUCGCGACGCCGUUCAGUGGCGCAGCAGGUCUUGGAGGCGCAACGAAUCCCAACAACGCAAGAAGUCCGCAGGAUCACCAGCUGUACCUGACCGCGACCUCUAUCGCGGAACAGAUUAACCGUGGCGGUGCGGCUUCUACUGCUUUUGCGGCACCAUACACAAAUUUGUUCGGAGGAAGUCCGAAUGGCGGGCCGAUGCGUUGGUACGUUGGCCAGAGAGUCAUCGCCCGGACAGAUAUAUUAGCGACGGGGUUGGAACAGACCUGCUGCGGCGCAUCCGAAGUGAAAAAGCGCACGAAGGGGGUGAUCACGAGAUUAGAGUACGUGCAAGUCGACAAGGUCCCGGCCAGCUUCGCGCAAACGCUCGCCUCCCGUGCGGGUUUUGCGGCGGCGCGAAGUGGUUCGGGCAGUGUGUCGCCCAGUCCGCCCGGCACACCGCACCCAGACGGGAGUGGUGGACAUCAGUCGUUUGGCGGAAACAAUGGUUCAGGGAUGAACAAUAACAGCAGCAGCCGAAACAACCAGUCCGUGAUCAUCCUGGAGGUGCUUUUCAACACUGGUGUGAUAAGGGAGCUGCGAACCCGCACGAAGUACGGGGAGCGAAUCCUUUUGGAAAACUAUUUGAAGCACGACGUGGAGUUCGACGACUGUGUCUCCCGCUGGCUGUACAAGGACCGAAAACUGCGAAACAAGAUGCUGACCAUCCUGAACAAGAUUUUCAAGCCCGACAGACUCCGCUCACAGCACUCCCAGGUUGCGUUUUCGCAAUCCGGCGACAAAAUCGACAUCAACUUUCUCGUCAAGAAAACAAGUUUGAAGUCAACAACCCGAGGAAACAACAAGCCGGGAGCUGCAGGUGCUGGCUUUUUCGCCCGAAACCACGGCGGCAAUGUCGUCGGGAACAACAAACCUCCGGCAAUGAACAGACCGCUCGGGGCAGCGGGCGGGAAUAACAACGGAAAUAAUAACAAAAAGCGCAGGCUGAUCGAUCCUCUGAUUCCCAAGCCGCAGAAUUUUGCGAACCAGCAGCAGCACGUGGUAUCGGACCCGUCGUACCCGUUUUUGCUCCCCCUCGCGGAGGUGCAGGAGACGCUGCACUCGGAUUUUUCCAAGCACGUUUUCACGCUGGAAAAGAUGGGGCAGGUCCACAGUCGCUGCGUGGAGAUGCAAACAAGCCCGAUACCGCUCUCGGUGACCAUGAAGGUGCUCGAGCAUCUCCGACAGAGCAACAUGCCGGUGUUCAACUCGCUGCAGGAAUUAGCCAUCGCCGACGAUGCAGAAACGUGGCAGGGCUCGAAGCCGGUGGUGGUCUCCCUUCACGCAGAAUUCCCCCACGGCGCGGGGACCACGCUUGGCGCCGCGGCCGGGGGAUCUUCAGGCCCGAGCACGAAUGGCUCUUCUCCGGAUGGAAUUUUAUCCGCCAGUCUGCAGAGUCUGAACCGAGCGAAAACGAACUCGAAGCUGCCGCUGAUUCUGCCAGCCUUCGGCCGCGUCGAGGACCCGCAUUACGUCGGGGAGACGGAAACGGAGUUGAGCGCCCUGGAGCGCGGCAGACCGUUUCAACUCGAGGUGCACGCUCUACAUCCGGAGGAAUCGGAUGCGGCUUUUGUUUCUUCAGCUGUUGACGACGAGGAUCCGCAGCAGACGCCACAGUUUCACUCCCCAGCCGCAAGCCCGGUAGGAGGAGUAAAUGCCGUGCCUGGAGGACGAUCCCCUGCAGGUUCAUCAUCGUCUUCGUCCGCGGCACUUGUCCCGCGAGACGACCUUUUCCCACCACCGUUGAGCUUGGACCUGCACGUGAACAUCCGUUCGCUCUUGAAAGCGUUCGUCAACGAGAACGAGCAGAACGAGGCCGGUGCGUACGCGUACCACGAAAAAGUCCCCUGUACGCUGCUCAAACUCGGGCAGGAUAAGAACCUCCGCGCGCGGAUCGAGAGGGAUCUAAAGGUGGAAGGCCACACGUCGAUUCGGCAGGUUUACCAGUUUCUGUUGCGGGAGACAAACGUCCACAACAUUCUAAACCGACAGAACGAAGAGACGAUGACGAACAUGAAACUCGACUGCACUCUCGACUGCGGACAGCUCCUUCUAACGAAGAAUGACGUGCCGAACGGUGGGGAGAAAUACGUCGGAACGAACUUGCGGUUUACGCGGUACAAGGUCCGAGUUUUGCCACCGGUGAGUCCCGGGUCCGUGCAACCGGGCGAGAACCCCGAUGACUUCGUCGACCUGCGUUUCCAGGUACGCGACUACUCGCAACUGGCCGACACGGCGAACCAGGCGUACUCAAACUCGAUCUGCAACGCGUCGCAGGAGCUGUGUCGGCGGCAGAGACAGCAGAAUCGGGCGGGCCGGAAUGCGGAGGAGUACGCGGAUAUCCGGAUUCCGAAGUCGGCGAAAAAGUUUCUGUUGCGCCUGUUGGAUGAAACGGCGAAAGAACACGAGCGAGCGGACGCGGUCUUGCGGCGGGCAGUCGCGUUUUCCCCCGAUGGAGGGUUGUGGGAAAGCGAACAGCGAAGUGGAGGUGGAGCAACAGCUACAGUUCCUCCGGCGGGGAAGGCGGCAGCUGGUCUUGCAGCAGCACAGCAAGGAACGGGACAGAAUCCAGCUCCAGCUUCCGGUGCGGGAGCUGGCCAGCAGAUUGACGGAACAACUAACGCGGCAGUGCAUAAUCCCGCGAAUAACGACUCGGCGACUUCUUCUGCUCCCCCAAAAGCCGCGGCCCCCGCUGGCGCCGGUGCCACGCCCGCGGCCGCGGAGCCUAAGCCCGCGGCAAAGCAAGUCACCGGAACCCGAACUUUCGAGGAAACGCUCCCGCUGGUUUCGCUUUUUCAGAAUGCUUCUGUGACGAGAAAGGUGUCCACACAGUGGAUCUACCUGCAGCCAGCGUUUGAGUUUAGCGAACAGGUGGUGAAACGAGACCCCGAUACGUGGAAAAAUUCGAAGAACUUCUUCCCCUGGCAGACGUACCAAGUCACUGGAGAUGUUAUUUACGACCAGCAACCUUCUAGCGCAUCAUCUUCAUAUUCUUCUCCCCACCUCGGCCGCGAGUGCGAGACGAAAUUCCGGCAGUGUGAGGCGCACCCGAACUGUUUUGCGGUUUCCUAUUUUCCCAAAAACCAAAACAGAAAUAACGGGCUGGCGUCUUCCUUCGGGGCGGACGGGGUGAUAGCACCAGCUGCGUUUGACGCAGGCAGCCACGGUGGUGCGCAGCACCAUCAUCAUCUUCAGCACCAAAGCCGGUGUUUUCUGACGUACUUACCCACGAUCUUCGGGACGGAGAAGUACUACAAGACGGUGAUGAAUCUGAGCUACGCAGAGCUGUACAAGGAAUUGGAGCGAACGAUCGAGAAAAACUGGCAAGCCUGGCUUUACCACCACAAUCCGGCAUCUGUCCAAGCGCACCGACAGUCGCCACAAGGGCAACAAGUAGCCGGGGCAGCAGCCUCGCCGUCGCCAGGAGGAUCAUCUUUGUCACCAGCUUCUGUUGCGGCGUUUGAAACCGCGAAGAAACUGAUUUGCGAAAACCUGCAGAAGCUGUACGCCAGCAGUAAGUUCAAUUCCGGAGGAGCUGCAAGAAGAAGACUGAGGCGAGGGCGGCAUGCUCGUCAAGGACGAGCUGAAAGUGGUUCCAACGGUGGUCUCUGCGAUGUUGAGCCGGUUAUUUUCUUGAUGCGGCCGCGGGUGCGGCACCUACCAGAUUAUCGCCCUAUUGUGGAAGAAGAAGCAGUUGUGUUGCCACCUCCGGGCUCGCCUUCUGCUGCUUCUGUUCCUCCAUCUUCUGGAGCAUAACAUUAACAAGGAACGAGCUGAAGAGUGGGACACUUGAGCAAGAAGAAUGAGGUAUGUCUAUGUGUUGGCAAAAGAGGGUGGUACCCCCAUCCUGAAAGCCACAUAGUAGAAUGUGAAAUCUAAUGACGACAAGAAUAUGAAAUGAAGUACAUCAAGUAGACGACACCUAACGACAAAGUUGAUGGAUUUUUCCCUACGGAUCUUAUUUGAAAAUAUAGCGACGAAACCAUAACCAGCUGAAGAUGCAUUCUCAGUAUUUAAGUUGAGUAGAACAAUUAAAGGCACAGAACAAUAGUGGCGCGAGAUUAUGCUCAGCACUUCAAGAGUACUGACCGACGUGUGUGAGUUUCGUUUUGCUCCGAAGAUGCAGGAGUAGGAGAAACAAAAUGUAGAAAUUCCUAGUAUGUAACCCAACAUCCCAAAGUGGAGCUUGUGUUUUGCCCAGGUUUUUUUUAUUGAGCAAACCUUAACUAUUCCUCUUGCGCUAGGCUUACGUUCGAAAAGCAAACACAUUGCAAGUCCCCGAAAGUAAAGGCUCGCGCCCUGCAGCCUCCCUGAAUAUCCAUUACGUAUACCAGGAGCAACUAACAGAGACUUGCAGAAACGUGUUUUAUUAAGAAACGAGACUUGCAGGAAGCAACCCCCAGAUGAAUAAGGAGCGAGGAAAAGUCCAGUGAAGAGGGGCGAUGUUGCGUUAUCCGCUAGCUGGUUCCUGCCCUGUUUGUG